Nicotiana attenuata is the source of this 696-nucleotide messenger RNA. RefSeq lists its product as uncharacterized. NCBI's taxonomy places the organism in Eukaryota, Viridiplantae, Streptophyta, Magnoliopsida, Solanales, Solanaceae. The transcript has 4 exons. The coding region runs from base 1 to 696 and encodes 231 amino acids. The record is from RefSeq and is a predicted model, not a curated record.
AUGGGUGACGUAAACGACGCCAACGGAAACAUCAGGAAUGAGCAAGCUGACUUAGAUGUCAGAGAAGUGGCACCUCUUGUGCCCGAGGAUGCGCUUUAUGACUGGAGACUGACUACAGCAGAAUUUGAUGAAGCUAUUCUAGUUCCUGAAGAUAUUACAAAGGCAGGAGUGAAGGAUAAUGUAUUACCUGACCUUGAACCUUAUCAAAGGUUAGUAGGCAGGUUGCUAUACUUAACCAUGACAAGGCCUGACAUAGCCUAUGUUGUCCAGGUUCUCAGUCAAUUCAUGCAUAAACCUAAAAGAUCACAUAUGGAUGCUGCAUUGAGGAUUGGGCUACUUGUCCCUAGUCUAGGAAAUCAGUCACAGGGUAUCUGGUCAAGAGUUGGAGUCCAGAUUCAGCUGCCUAUUCACUUGCAUUGUGACAACAAAGAAGCCAUUCAGAUAGCUGCAAAUCCCAUCUUCCAUGAGAGGACAAAGCACAUUGACUUUGAUUGCCAUUUUGUGCGAGAAAAAUUGCAGCAAGGCCUUAUUCAGACUCAUCAUAUUAACACCAAGUUGCAAUUGGCAGAUAUACUUACUAAAGGUCUAGGGAAAGUCCAGCACUACUCUUUACUUAGCAAGCUGGGAGUUGAAAAUUUGUUCAUACCCCACAGCUUGAGGGGGAGUGUUGAGACUAGUGAUGAUUGUGGUGGUUAG